CUUCGCCUCUGAUUGGCUGAGGCGUUUUCCCGGAAGUUGCCGUGUAAUACAAAGCAAUUUUUUUCCGCGUUUUUUUCUUCCAAAACUCGACUCAUUUGUCUCCUACUCUCCGGACAACUUUACUAUUUAAAAAAAUGCCAAGUGUAAAAUGCGUCUCCAAAGGUUCUGCCGCGCCCGGGCCCGUGGCGGCCGGCUCCAUCAGACUCUACAGCAUGAGGUUCUGUCCCUUCGCUCAGAGGACCCGACUGGUGCUCAACGCCAAAGACAUCAAGCAUGAAAUCGUCAACAUCAACCUGAGAGACAAACCCGAAUGGUUCCUGGAGAAAAACCCCCUCGGCCAAGUGCCCACCCUGGAGACGUCCGCCGGCGAGGUGAUUUACGAAUCUCCCAUCACCUGCGAGUACCUGGACGAGGUGUAUCCCGAAAAGAAGCUGCUUCCCGAAUCUCCGUUUGGAAAAGCCCAGCACAAGAUGAUGCUGGAGCAUUUUUCCAAGAUACCACCGUUGACCUACAAGAUCCCACUGGGAAGACUGAAAGGCGAAGACGUCUCUGGACUACAUGCCGAACUGAAGCAGAGAUUCAACAAAUUAAACGAGGACCUGGCGAAGAAGAAGACCAAGUUCUUUGGCGGCGAUCGUGUCACCAUGACGGAUUACAUGAUGUGGCCGUGGUUUGAGAGGAUCGAGCCCCUCGAGGUGAACGACUGUUUGGACGGUGCGCCCGAGCUGAAGAAGUGGGUGGAGCGCAUGUCGCAAGACCCCGUUGUCAAAGUCAGCGGACACAGCACGGACACCUACAAGACUUAUUACAAGACCUACUUGGAGGGCAAACCCAACUUUGACUACGGCCUGUAGAGCGGUGAUGACGGCGCCCGAUCCCUAAAACAAUCCAGUUUUCAUUUUUUCCCCAUGGUUAUGGUUGAAUAAAACCAGUGUUCUUCUCCCUA
Syngnathoides biaculeatus (alligator pipefish) is the source of this 946-nucleotide messenger RNA. RefSeq names its product glutathione S-transferase omega-1-like. Lineage: Eukaryota; Metazoa; Chordata; Actinopteri; Syngnathiformes; Syngnathidae. Gene Ontology annotation, molecular function: glutathione dehydrogenase (ascorbate) activity; glutathione transferase activity. The transcript has 6 exons. Gene Ontology annotation, cellular component: cytoplasm. Gene Ontology annotation, biological process: glutathione metabolic process. Bases 135 to 854 code for a protein of 239 amino acids. The record is from RefSeq and is a predicted model, not a curated record.